CGAAUAAAAACAAGAGUUGAGCACAACUUGGACAUCCGGACUCGAUCGUCGUGCAAACUGUUGCUUCUGUUAGGGGCUGUUAUUCUCGGGAGCACCGCCGCACCCCCUCUCUCCCCUCUCCCCUCCGGUCCUCUCCUCUCUCCCCCCUCUUUCUGUCGGGAGAGCCCCGGUUAGGAAAAGUGGAUGUGAAGGACAUAAUGACGUGUGACGGCCACCAGCCCGACCAGCGGGGGUUCACCUCACCGCUCCCCUCCUCACAGUGUCAGCAUGCACGAAACGCUGCCUGCUGCGAUCACCGGUUCUGAUCGAGCCUCGGCGCCGCUUCUCCAUGAUCUUUCUGGAUUCAUAAAUCACACCUUUUUUAUUUCAACACAUCCAUUCUCCCACUUCUUCUGCUGCUGUUGGUAACAACAUGGACCAACAUAGACACACAAGCUCCAACGCUCUGCAAAAUUUUGGAGUCCUCCUCCGGAUCUUCUCGGUCAACCAUUUAAUGGCCUUUGACUGAAGUGGGAGGCAGUGAACUGAGCAGGUAUGGUGGUGCCCCUCAGCAAGCUGCACUGCCUCUUGAAGAGAGCCCAGAUGCUGCUGCUCUGCCUGGGCAUCGCCUACCUGAUGGCAGGCAGCAUCCUCCUCCUGCAGCGCUCCACCAUCCGGGCGGCUCAGCCCAACCCCCCCAGCCUGCCGCCCCUGCUGUCUCUCGUCGCGCCUCCCGCUGCCCUGGGGACGGCGGGCAUGGGCAUGAGGGCGCGUUCCAGAUGGGCCGCCGUUCAGGCCGUAUCCAGCGGGGGAGUCAAAGCGUCGCGAAGCUGGCCCGGCUCCCGCGGCCUGGGGGUCCAACACUUACACCGCCGCUGGUUUCACAGUCUGCUGCCAGAGAGUCCGGAGCAGAAAGUGCCUCUGCACAGGAGCAGCAGACACAAAGGAACCUACAUGGGCUGCUUCCUGCAUAACGCCAGCGAUCGAGCCCUGGGCGGAACCAUGCUUUAUGACCUGCGCAAAAUGACCAGCUCCCUGUGCCAGGACACCUGCUCGGAAAGUGGAUACCAGUUUGCAGGUCUGGAAUACGGCGCUGAAUGUCACUGUGGGAACCGGAUCAGCAGCCCGCAGGCUCCGGAGGAGGACUGCAGCCUGGUGUGCCGGGGCGAGAGGGGGUCUCCCUGUGGCGGCGUGGGCCGUCUCUCCAUUUACAAGGUGGAGGAGCAGCUGCCAGGUCACAGAAAAUUCAGAAACGUUCACCACCGCGGCUGCUUCAAGCUGACGAACGGCACCGUCGGCGCCUUCCCGAUCCACUCCGUUCAGCCCAACCUCACCACUCAGUCCUGCAUCGAGACGUGCACCGAUAAGGAGCUCCCCCUGGCUGUGUUGAAGAGACCCCACUGUUUCUGCACGUGGACGUCGUCUCUCUUCAACAUCAACCAGCAGGCGGACAAGCAGCAGUGCGCCGACAGCGGCGCCCCGAACCGCACGGCAACAUCCGGGGCCACGGCACCGCCAGAGAGCGGCCACUACCAGGUGUAUCACACUCCCGUCCUCGACUCCAGGUGCAAAGAGAGAAUGUUUCUGCCUCAGAGAUCCUCCUCCCUGGUGGCGCUCUCCAGUUUUCCGGGCGCGGGCAACACCUGGGUCCGACACCUGAUUGAACUCGUGACCGGCUACUACACCGGCAGCUUCUAUUUCGAUGGCAGUCUCUACAACAGAGGCUUCAAAGGGGAGAAGGAUUACUGGAAGAGCGGCCGCAGCAUCUGUGUGAAGACGCACGAAAGUGGCCAGAAAGAAAUCGAGAUGUUCGAUUCUGCAAUCUUGCUGAUUCGAAAUCCUUACCGCUCUCUAAUAGCUGAAUUCAACCGCAAGUGUGCCGGACAUCUGGGCCACGCCACCGAGGCGCAGUGGGACAGCAAAGAGUGGCCAGAAUUUGUCUCCAGCUACGCCCCCUGGUGGGCCUCCCACGCUCUGAGCUGGCUGAAGUUUGGACAGCGCCUCCUGGUGGUGCACUACGAGGAGCUGCAGAGAGCCCUGUUCCCCCAGCUGCGACUAGUCGCUGCUUUCCUAAACGUCUCCAUCACCGAGGAGAGGCUGCUGUGCGCGCAGAGCAACCAGGACGGCCACUUCAAGCGUCCCGGUGCCCAGAGGCCCUCCUUUGACCCGUUCACUCCUGACAUGAGGCGCAUGAUCGACUCCUUCAUUCUCACGGUUGACCAGGCGCUUCAGAGCAGGAACUUUAGUGGUCUUCCACAGGAGUACCUCCCCAGAUGAUGGUGGGUAGACUCUGGAAUGACUGCGUCACACUUGGUCUGAGGGGACGAAGGUUUGCAGCUCGUUCUCAGCAGGAAGCAGGACUGGAUCGGCUGAUGAAAGUGGACCGAGUGACUCUUUGACAAGCCGGGUCACAAAACAAAACAAACAAAAAAACAUGACGGCACACUGAGAAAUCCAACGGAGAGUAGUUGUUGAAAAGUACAAGGCCUUGACCUUUUCACUCGAGAGAAGAUUCGACAUGAACUGUUGACCUGAAGAAGGGUCAGGGUAAGCAUUGUUCCCCACUGCCAGACUAUGGACGUGCUCAUGCAGGUUCAACCCACAUCCCCGUGUUCGCCAGCAUAUACAGUUAUACUAACACACAGAGGAGAAAGACUGAAUUUCCAGACAGAGGAAAAUGCCUCAAAAAUGUCACAUGUGAUUGUACGGACUCUCUGAGGGAGACGAGAUCGGCCGAUCACAAACUGUGAAUUUCUAUGGAGAUUUGAUGUCAUUAAAGAUCUGAAGCGAG
Xiphophorus hellerii (green swordtail) is the source of this 2770-nucleotide messenger RNA. It is a transcript of the gene wscd1b, whose product is annotated as WSC domain containing 1b. The coding region runs from base 535 to 2256 and encodes 573 amino acids. Gene Ontology annotation, molecular function: sulfotransferase activity. The record is from RefSeq and is a predicted model, not a curated record. The transcript is spliced from 9 exons. Lineage: Eukaryota; Metazoa; Chordata; Actinopteri; Cyprinodontiformes; Poeciliidae.